UCGCGCGGGUUGCCUGCCGGCGGCCGCCGCAGGAGUUCUUUCUGCACGGAACACGGAACGGAAUCGGUGGCUGACCGACCGAUUGUUAGCCCGGCUGCCCGGGUAACACACUCACGUAUGGGCACACACCGUGUUGGACUGAAAGUCAGUCGGGCGGACUCGGCGCUUCGUGAGCCACCUUCUCUGCGACGUACGCCAUGGAUGACUCGCCGAUCGACCCGCUGCAGCCGACCAACGUCUUCUGUCGACGCCCGCAACAAGACAGCGACGACAGCGAGAAUGAGGGAGGCCUCGGCAACGUGAGCCGCAUCGUGAUGAGACCCGCCGGACAUUCUGGAAAAGCCAAACGUGGACACCUGUGCUUCGAUGCUUCCUUUGAAACCGGCAAUUUGGGCCGCGUGGAUCUUGUUUCUGAGUUUGAGUACGACUUGUUUAUCCGGCCAGACACUUGUAACCCGCGACUCCGCCUCUGGUUCAAUUUCACCGUCGACAACGUCCGUGCUGAUCAGAGGGUGAUCUUCAACAUCGUCAACCUGAGCAAAAGCAGGAAUCUGUUCAGGGAUGGCAUGACGCCUAUAAUCAAGUCAACCAGCAGACCAAAAUGGCAGCGAAUGCCGGGCACGCACGUCUACUACUACCGUUCGCCGGAACACCAGAACCACUAUGUUCUGUCGUUCGCAUUUGGCUUCGAUCGCGAGGAGGAUGUCUACCAAUUCGCGCUGUGCUUUCCAUACUCGUAUUCACGCUGCCAGGCACAUGCUGACGCGCUCGAAAGGCGCCACCUCACCUUCAUGUGGCGAAAGCAGAUUGCCACCAGCCUGCAACAACGGCGGAUCGACAUGUUAACUAUCACGCACCCACACAAUCUGCGCCCGCAAAGUCGGCAACGCGUCGUUUGCAUCUUUAGCAGAAUCCAUCCCGGAGAGUCGCCAGCCUCGUUUGCCUGUCAAGGCCUCAUUGAUUUCCUCGUGAGCUCGCAUCCAAUAUCGUCGGCGCUACGAGAGCACAUCGUUUUUCACAUCGUGCCGAUGCUCAAUCCUGAUGGCGUCUUCCUCGGCAACCAGAGGUCCAGCGUGAUGGGAUUCGACCUGAACCGCUCGUGGAAUAAAUGCUCACCUUUCGCGCAACCCGCUCUACACGCGCUGCUCAAAAUGCUGCAAGAUUUUGACAAGGACGAGAGCAUCGAUCUGGACUUUGUGAUGGACAUGCAUGCGCACUCGAGUCUCCUGGGUGCAUUUAUUUACGGCAACACGUACGAUGACGUGUACAGACACGAGCGUCACGUUGUGUUCCAAAAACUGCUGGCGCAGAACGCGGAGGAUUUCAGCCUGGCCAACACAAUGUACAACCGCGACCCCAGCAAGCAGGGCUCAACUCGCCGCCACUUUUGCUCCACACUGAAGGAGUCGGUCAACUGCUACACCCUCGAAGUUUCUCUCUUCGGCUUCCAGCGGCCAAACGAAACCACAAUCACUCCCUACACUGAAGACGCGUACUUCCGGCUGGGUCGCAACGUGGCGCGCACCUUUUACGACUACUACCGCAACGUGGGCGUCAUCCCCUGCGGAGAAACGGUGGCCGCUGAAGUGUUCCCGAUGCCCGUGGUGCCGCCGGUGGCCGCGGCGCCGCGGAAGCCUGCCUCUGUGGGCAGUUCCGCCCCGAGCUGCAACCCUGACUCGCAGCUGCAGCAGGGAGACGAGGGCCGCACCUCGUCGCACGUGUUGCAGCUGGCCGUGGAGAGCAGGCCGGCCGAGGCGGCCGGCCUUCCACAGCGGCCACUGGGCCGCCGCGUCGCCUGCCCUGACGGGCCGCAAGGCGUGCUAGCGGCGCCGCAGCCGCCGCCCAGCCUCACCAUCAUCGACUUCAACGAGCUGACGCGAGGCGGCCUCGAUGUGGCCACCGGCCGCCGGGCAGCCAGGCCGCGUGAUAGGGCUGCUCGCAGGUCCACCUCCGUUUCGCCGCACCGCCGAUUCGCCUGCCGCAACAGGAGCAGCUCCCAGCACGUCUUUUCCAGGAAAAAACUGGCCUAAUUUAUAUAAAAAAAGGAACAAUCAGUCAAAUUUUCCAUUCACCUUUUUUCGUAAUUUUAAUAUUGUAGCUCAAAUUUUUGACAAGGUAAUUAUAUUUUUUUGUAAUCUUAAUUUAAUAAUUUUGUUUAGAGUAAUAUAUUUUCUUUCCAUGUGUGAUUGUUUUUUAAUAAUAAAGAUAUUAUUUUGCUUCAAUUGAAAGUUUUGACGUUCUCGUAAUAGUAAAUUUGUAAAUCUUUGAAUUUGUGAUUGAAUAAAAUUUAUAGCACUAAAAUAAAGAAAUAAUCAAGAUGGCAAUAUCCACAUUUAAAAAAAAACUAAAGCCGAGUUCCUUCUUAGAAAGUGUUGUUUGAGAAUUUUACAGAAAUAUAAUUAUGACACUGUAUCGGU
Messenger RNA from Cloeon dipterum, 2417 nucleotides. Its product is annotated as cytosolic carboxypeptidase 6. Gene Ontology annotation, biological process: protein side chain deglutamylation; proteolysis. The coding region runs from base 198 to 2030 and encodes 610 amino acids. The record is from RefSeq and is a predicted model, not a curated record. Gene Ontology annotation, molecular function: metallocarboxypeptidase activity; zinc ion binding. NCBI's taxonomy places the organism in Eukaryota, Metazoa, Arthropoda, Insecta, Ephemeroptera, Baetidae. The transcript is spliced from 12 exons.